AUGUCAAAAACGGAUGAACGAGCACAAAAAGCCUUUCCAGAAUUAGAACAAACUAUUAAUGAUUUAUAUUCAAAACCAUUACCAUCAAAAUUAUAUCGACGUGCUCGACGUGAAUAUAAGAAAGUAAAACGUCUUCAAAACUUGUUACAUCGUCGACCUGAUAUUAUUGUAUGUCGAAUAGAUAAAGGUGAAGGAUUUUAUUUUGGUAAUCGAGCUACAAUGGAUUAUAAAACAGAAGAAUACAUGAAUCAAACUGAAGCUUAUCAAGAAGUGAUCACUGAUCGUUGUCCUUUAGCUGAUAUUCUACGUUCAACAGAAGCUGUACUCGAUUAUCUCGUUAAGAAAAAAGCCAUUACAAAAGCUCAACGUGAUAAACUUCUACUUAAUGUAAACAAACUUGAACUACCUUAUUUGUAUCCAUUACCAAAAAUACAUAAGCUUGGAAUUCCCAUCAGACCUAUCGUGUCUGGACUACAUGCUCCAGUAACAUUAGUUUCAAAAUUUUUGUAUCAUCUUCUAACACCUAUCUAUAUGCAAGUGGCUCAUGAAACCACAUUUAUUAAUAGUAUUGAUCUUGUUCGUCAAUUAGAAAAAUAUGCUGCCGAUGGUUAUCUUAAACCUACAACAAAGUUUAUUACAGCUGAUGUUGAAAAUCUUUAUACUAUGAUACCAAGAGAAGGUGGCAUUAAUGCAUUAAUACGAUUUUUAGAUAAAUAUUCUAAAUAUCGCAAGAUAGGUCCAUUUACUAUAGACAUGAUAUUAAAAAUGGCUCGUCUAAUUUUGGAUACAAAUUGUUUUGCAUAUAAAAAUAAAUAUUAUCAACAAAAACGUGGUGGCGCAAUGGGUUCAGCAUUUACACAAGUCUUUGCGAAUAUUUAUAUGUUAGAAUGGGAGAAAGAUUUAAUUGAACACCAGAUAUCGAAACAUGAAAUUUAUGGACGAUAUAUUGAUGAUAUUUUUAUGACCAUGAAUGAACCAUUCGAUGAACUAACAAAAAAACUCGACGAAGCACAACAGAAAGAUGUCAAUAUUAAAAUAAAGCCUACCAUUCACGAAUCAGUUCAUUUUCUUGAUGUUACGAUUACGAAUGAAAAUGGUCAAUUAAGAACAUCUAUCUAUCAUAAACCAACUGCUGAUCCAUACUUUUUACCAUAUACAUCAGAUCAUCCACAUCGAAUUCAUCGCAAUAUACCAUACACUGCAUUAGUACGUGCUGCACGUCUUUGUUCAAAUCUUCAUGAUUUUCAUUUCGAACGAUUACGUAUUGAUGUAUCAUUGUUAUUGAAUAACUAUCCACCAAAAUUUAUAACAAAUCAAUUUCAUCAAUUUUUUCAAGUGAAUAAAGCUGAUAUUCUAAUCAAACGAUUCAAUGAACAAACUUAUAAACAAUUACAUCGAAAACUACUAUAUCAACCAUCGAAACGUGAAAUUGAAUUGAAAGCUACGAAAAAAGAUCCUGUCCUAUUUCCGCCGAUAUUACAACAAAAGCCAUGGAAUCCUAGUAUGAUGUACUUACGAUACCCAUUUGAAAGUGGACCCAUGUCAACAUUUCCUCAAAAAUUCCUCAUAUGGUGGAAAAAACAUUACCAAUACCCAGGAUCACCAGCAAAUCGUAUACAAAUUCGCCUUAUCCCGAAGACAAACCGAUCAUUACAAAACUUAUUGAUCCGAAAAAAGCCUCCACGGUUAAUUCUCACAGGAAUGGAACCGAAAACAGAAUAA
Molecule: messenger RNA, 1722 nt
Organism: Rotaria sordida
Lineage: Eukaryota; Metazoa; Rotifera; Eurotatoria; Philodinida; Philodinidae
Source: the annotation of a GenBank genome assembly